AUGUGGUCCGGCUCUCCCCUCAAGUUCGAACACUCACACCAACCUCAGCCCCAGCAGCAUCAACACCAGCAGCAACACAGCCAGGGCGGCCAGGACACAGAGUUCAACAACUUCCACAUGCCACCGCAGGCCAUGCCUUCGACACCAACACAUCACCGUCGCGGCCAGAGCCUGAGCGCCAUCCCCAAUCUCCCUCGAACCCCAAACCACCACCAGCUGCGCCCGCCCGUCUUCCUCCACAGUCCCAUGAGGGCCAAUUCGAACGGGCUGAUAGGCGUGGGAGAUGUCUUUGCUCCCAACAACUUCGAGGACAACAUGGCCUACUACUCGCCCGUCAUGUCUCCCGGCACAGCAUUGGAGAGCCUCAACGAAGAGUUGACAAACUUCGACCUGGCCGGCUUCGGGGGCCCUCUGGGCUCGGUACCCGGCGGUUCCUUCUACGAGUCGUCUCCCAUGCCUUCACCGGGCCAGACCACAUUUCCCUUCAACAAUAACCCGUUCAGCGGUGCUCCAGAGUCGUCCAUGAUCCCGUCGCGGACAGCCUCUCCGCUAUGUACCAGCUUCAGUCCAGGGCCUGACCCGCACUCUGCCGAUAUGCAAAACUUCAUCAGAACACCACAGCAGUCUCCCACGCGGCAGAGCUUCAGAGAAUUUGUGUCGACUCCGGAGCCCUCCCCAACACAUCACAGCAAUCCCCUAAAGGACUCCCUCCUGCAGGCACGGCAACCGUCUCCCACCAGAGAAGCAGUCAUGGAAUCCCUCAUCCGAACCCCAGAUCCGUCGCCAACCCGUCACAGCUUCUCUCACGCAAGCCCGCACCCCCACGGCAAUCUACUGCAGACCGCACCCGACCUCCGGCCCAUGCGAACUCCAAGAGAAUCUGGGAGUCCCAACCGAAGCCGCCAGUCUCCAAGUCCAAACCGGCGCAUGCGCGCUCACCAGCGCACACAAAGCCUCCAGAGCAUCAACAGCGUUGUAAGCCUUGCGGACGGGGACAUGGAGCAGUACCGUGUCGAGUCCACCAUCAAGCCCGAACAGAUCUCGGAACUCAUCGGCGAGACUGAGUCCCCGUCUGCCGGCCCCACCUCAGCACAGGAUGCCAGCACCGGUGGUGACAAGGCUGCGCCUGGGUCCGAUGCCAACAAGAAAUACAUCUGCAAAUGGACCGAAACAGUCUCCAACAAGGACGGUUCAAGCGAGGAGAAGAUCUGCGGGCAGUUCUUCGAGCGUAAGGAGAAUUGCAAGGCGCAUAUUCAAACACAUCUGGACGACAGGCAGUAUAAAUGUCCAUAUGGCUUCUGCGGCAAACUGUUUGUGCGUUCUCACGACCUGCGAAGACACCUGCGGACCCACGACGUGCACAAGAAAUGGGUAUGCCCCUGCGGCCGCGACUUCAGCCGCGCAGACGCUUUGCACCGACACCAAGGCAGAGGCAACUGUAUUGGCGCGCCGCCAGGGACAAAACGCAAGGAGCCUGCCAAGCGAGGCAGGCCGCCGAAGAAGAAGGAGGGUGUGCCGGGGGCCUCAACGUCCUCAGACCCAAAUGCCCCGCCAACGAUAGUACCGCCAGGAGACCUCAGCCAGCCGCCUCAACCGCACCUCAGCGCAACCAACCCCAUCCACAACGGACCGAGCUUCGCCCCAAUGGGCGGCAGCAGAAACGACCCCGCCACUAUCAUGACCACCACGGAGGACGACCUCGGCAUGGGCAUGCGCCUGGACGGCUUGCCAUCUAUGGACCUCGUAGACAUGGAGCACCUUGCGCCGCCAGACCUGGACCCAAGCCCCAGCCCCACGCGAGACGGGGAUACUUGUCACUCAAGCGGCUUUGCGACCAGCAGCCUCGCCCCGAGCCCGCUAGGCGACGAGCUCAGCCCAUCACCCGUGCCGCCCGACUGCGGUGACAGUAUGCUGUGCGGGCCGCCCGGGGACGAGUGGCUCGAGGACCUGAUCUUCAUUAAUGAUAAUUUCGUCGAGAAUGGGUCGGUCUGA
Messenger RNA from Diaporthe amygdali, 1992 nucleotides. RefSeq lists its product as uncharacterized. Gene Ontology annotation, cellular component: nucleus. Gene Ontology annotation, molecular function: DNA-binding transcription factor activity, RNA polymerase II-specific; RNA polymerase II cis-regulatory region sequence-specific DNA binding. NCBI's taxonomy places the organism in Eukaryota, Fungi, Ascomycota, Sordariomycetes, Diaporthales, Diaporthaceae. Gene Ontology annotation, biological process: regulation of transcription by RNA polymerase II. The coding region runs from base 1 to 1992 and encodes 663 amino acids. The transcript is spliced from 2 exons. The record is from RefSeq and is a predicted model, not a curated record.